CUGAUCCCGAGGCAAAUCAAGUAAAGCCCCGCUACCAGUCAGUGAAGGAUCGAGCUCGCUUGACUCGCUCUAAUGGUGUCCUCUUCUUCGUCCUCGGCCGGCGGCGCUGCUUCGGCUCCGCCUCAACCUCCGCUGCCUCCUGCGCCAAAGAAGGGCUUCAUCCGUCGCAUCAUCCCUGUCUUCCUCGUCACCAAUCUCGCCGUCGGAGCUUAUGUGCUUUUAAGAACCUCACAGAACAAGACUGAUAAAAAGGAUGAGGAAGUUGUGGAGGUUCCUGCUGCUCCUGCUGAGGGCAAAGCUGUUGUGAAGCCAUCACCCGGUACUCCUGCUGCAGCACCUGCAAAAGUACUCCCGCCCAUUCCUGAAGCUGAGCAACGACAACUUUUAAAGUGGAUCUUGGAGGAGAAGCGCAAAGUUAAACCUACUGAUUCAUCAGAGAAGAAAAAAAUCGAUGAAGAAAAAGCUCUCCUCAAACAGCUUAUUCAAGCCAAAUCUUUACCAAGCUUGUAAAAUGUCUAUUAACUUGCUUCUUGCAUGUGGGUGCAUUUUGGAUGUGUUUUCUGAUUGUCGCUUCUCGCUUGUCCCAUGAAGGAAUUGUGAUUUUAAUCUGGAAGAUGUGCUUAAACUUUUAUGUUGUUUGUAUGCGUUAAACAAUUAAUAUCACAUGCAUUCGCCGCUUGGAUUA
Molecule: messenger RNA, 685 nt
Organism: Dioscorea cayenensis subsp. rotundata (Guinea yam)
Lineage: Eukaryota; Viridiplantae; Streptophyta; Magnoliopsida; Dioscoreales; Dioscoreaceae
Exons: 2
Coding region: 73-510 (145 amino acids)
Source: RefSeq, a predicted model, not a curated record